This is a messenger RNA of Botrytis fragariae, 3156 nucleotides long. RefSeq names its product putative eukaryotic translation initiation factor 3 subunit a protein. The record is from RefSeq and is a predicted model, not a curated record. Gene Ontology annotation, biological process: translation reinitiation; formation of cytoplasmic translation initiation complex. The coding region runs from base 1 to 3156 and encodes 1051 amino acids. Gene Ontology annotation, molecular function: translation initiation factor activity; mRNA binding. NCBI's taxonomy places the organism in Eukaryota, Fungi, Ascomycota, Leotiomycetes, Helotiales, Sclerotiniaceae. Gene Ontology annotation, cellular component: eukaryotic translation initiation factor 3 complex, eIF3e; multi-eIF complex; eukaryotic translation initiation factor 3 complex, eIF3m. The transcript is spliced from 2 exons.
AUGCCUCCUCCACCUCAUCAAAAACCCGAGAAUGUCCUCAAGCGCGCCCAUGAGUUGAUGGGUGUCGGACAAGCUCAAGCAGCUUUGGUCUUACUUCACGAACAUGUUACUUCAAAAAGAUCGAGAAAUGCCCCGAUUACUUCAUUAGAGCCUGUGAUGCUCUUGUUGGUGGAACAAUCCGUUGAACAAAAGAAAGGAAAACUCGCAAAGGACGCUUUAUACCAAUACAAGAAUAUCAGUCAAAACACCAACAUUGGCACGAUCGAGCUCGUUCUCAAGAAGUUCAUCGAGUUGGCCGAAGAGAAAGUGAAGACUGCGCAAGCAAAGGCCGAUGAGGUUCAAUCGUCAUUAGAUACAACAGCAGCAACCGCAAGCGUCGAUGAUUUGGAAGCUACCGAAACCCCAGAGUCCAUCCUUUUGUCAACAGUAUCCGGCGAACAAUCCAGAGAUCGCACAGAUCGCGCCAUUGUUACACCAUGGUUGAAAUUUUUGUGGGAGACAUACAGAACUGUUCUCGAUAUCCUCCGAAACAAUGCCAGAUUGGAAAUCAUGUACCAAAGCACUGCUAUGCAAGCAUUCGAGUUCUGCCAAAAAUACACCAGGAAGACCGAGUUCCGUCGAUUGUGCGAAUUGCUCAGAAACCAUGUUCAAACUGCUGCAAAGUACUCUGCUCAGAUGCAUGCCAUCAACCUCAACGACCCAGACACCCUUCAACGUCAUCUUGAGACCCGUUUUCAACAAUUGAAUGUUGCAGUUGAGCUUGAGUUGUGGCAAGAGGCUUUCAGAAGUGUUGAGGAUAUUCACACCUUGCUCAGCCUUAGCAAGAGGCCACCUAAGAAUGUUAUGAUGGCCAACUACUAUGAGAAGUUGACCAGAAUCUUCUUGGUUGGUGAGAACUAUCUCUUCCACGCUGCUGCAUGGUCAAGAUACUAUAACCUUCUCCGUCAAUCCGCUCAAAUGGUUGCAGCUGGUCAAAGCAAGAAGUCGGAUAACCCAGCAACCUCUGAGGCUGACCUCUCCAAGGCUGCUUCAUUCGUUCUCUUGUCUGCCCUCGCCAUCCCCGUGAUUAGCACAUCCAGAUCUCGUGGUGCUUUGGUUGACAUUGAUGAGCAAAAGAAGAACAAGAACUCUCGUCUUACUCAUCUUCUUGGUAUGGCUCAAGCUCCUACUCGUGCCGUUCUUUUCAAGGAUGCCAUGAGCAAGGGACUUCUCAAGCGUGCCCGCCCUGAGAUUCGUGAGCUUUACAACAUUCUCGAAGUUGACUUCCAUCCUCUUUCAAUUUGCCAGAAGAUCUCCCCAAUUCUGUCUCAAAUUGGUGCUGAUGCCGAGAUGGAGAAAUAUGUUCUUCCUCUUCAACAAGUCAUCUUGACCAGACUCUUCCAACAACUUUCUCAAGUCUACGAGACUGUUGAUCUCAACUUCGUCGAGAACCUCGCCCAAUUCCCAGAGCCAUUCCAAGUUACCAGAGAAACAAUUGAGAAGUUCAUCAUGAACGGUAACAAGAAGGGUGAUCUCGCUAUCAGAAUGGAUCACGCUACUGGUGUUCUUAGCUUCGAUACUGAUGUUUUCUCAUCUACCAAGGCAAUCCACGCAGGAUCUGGUGCAGGAUCUGCUGAGUCCGAAACUGCCUCUGUUCAAAGACUCCAAAACACUCCUUCCGAAAUUGUACGAACUCAACUUACUCGUCUUUCUAAGGCUUUGUAUAUCACUGCUCAAUAUGUUGAUCCUACUUUCAAUGAAGCAAGAAUCAAGGCUCGUGAUGAAGCAUACGCAAGAGCUAAGGCUGGUGCAGAUGAAGAGCACAAGGAGACCUUGAAACGCAAAGAAAUCAUCCAAAGGAGAAAGGAGGAAGCAUCCGAAAUCCAAUCUCGCAAAGAGAAGGAAGAAGCCACAAGAAAACGCAUCAAGGCUGCACAACUCCAAGAAGCUGAGGACAAGCGUCUUCAAGCCGAACAAAAGAAGCGUGAGGAUGAUCGUAUCAAGGCCGAGUUGGAGCGUGUCAGAAAAGCAGAACUUCAAAAGCAAAUCGAUGACCUCAAAAUUGGCAACAAGGCUCUUGACAUCGAUCUUGAUGAUUUGGACAACCUUGAUGGCAACAAACUUCGUGCCAUGAAGUUGGCUCAACUCGAGCGUGAGAAGAAUGAUACAAACGAAAAGUUGAGAAUUACCGGUAAACGUAUUGAUCAUCUCGAGAGAGCUUUCAGAAAGGAAGAAGCCAAGAAGUUGCCAGAAGACUAUGAAGCACAAAGACAACGUGAUUUGGCCGCUUAUGAAAAGACCAAGGCUCAAACUUUGAAGGAUGCUGAAGCCAAACACAAGGAAAAUGUUGCUCUCAAGCACAGAUUGGCAAGAUUGGUUUCUCAUUACGAAUCUUUCCGUGAUGAUAUUGCCGAGCGCAGACACGAAGAGUUUGACAAACGUCGUCGUGAUGCUGAGAAGGAACUCGAGAAACAAAUUUCUCAACGUAGAAAGGAGUUCAAGGAGCGCAAGAUUCGUGAGAAGAGAGAGCGUGAAGAGCAAGAGAGAAAGCUUCGGGAAGAAGAAGAACGUGCCCAAAGAGAGAAGGCUGAGAAGGAUGAGAGAGAAGAGAAGAGAAAGGCUGAGUUCGCAGAGCUCAAGGCAAUCCGUGAGAAGGAGAGACAAGAGGCCUUGGAGAUGGCUGCGUUACAAGAGCGAAGAGCUGAGGAAGCUGCAAAUAGAAGAGCUGAAGAAAAGGCAAGAGGGCCUGUUCGUGGCGCUCCCAUCGAAAGAUCGGACUCAACUGGUGAAAGACGUGCUCCUCUUGCUCUUACCGGCGCUAAGUUGGGCUGGAGAGAAAAAGAGAGACUCCGUGCUGAAGGAAAGGAGGUUCCUUCCGAUUCCGCACCUGCUGCCCCUCGUCCAGCACCAUUUACCGAAAGAGCUCCUCGCCCAGCACCAACUCCAGAACGUACUGGGUCAUCCACUGGAGAGAGACGUGCACCUCUUGCUCUUGCCGGUGGUAAGUCCACCUGGAGAGAAAGAGAAGCAGCCAAGGGAACAGCUAGUGGUCCAAGCCCAUCAAGCAGAAGCGAGGAAAAGCCUAGUGAUGCUCCAGCUCCAGCUCCUACUCCUGCGCCUGCGCCUAAACCUGCUGCUGGUGGUAAAUGGGUUCCUCCACAUCUUCGCAAGGCUUAG